This is a messenger RNA of Sphenostylis stenocarpa, 4062 nucleotides long. Lineage: Eukaryota; Viridiplantae; Streptophyta; Magnoliopsida; Fabales; Fabaceae. The record is from the annotation of a GenBank genome assembly.
AUGGAGUUUGGAGCUGCCACUGCAACUCUCACGAAGAAGCUCUCUAACGGCUACGGCGUCUCCGGAAGAUCCGCCUACGACGGCGUUUUUGCGGCUCCGAUCAAGCUCCGUGCUCCGACUUUCUCCUCUCAAUUCGACGAUUACUGCGAGAUUUUCGGCACUGCCGGAGCUUCGCUCGGUUCGUCGAUUCCGAUUCUGGAACUUCCGGAGCUCGAAGAGAGGAAGAAGAAGAUCGACGACGUUCGACGCUCGAGGCUCGAUUACUCGACUGUCUUCGGAGGGUUCGGGAACCUAGACACUGCCGUGCCUUUCGAGGAGCUAGUGGCCGAGCCAGUAGAGAAAGAUAGCUCCACUAGACGGAGUAAGGUCGAAGGAGGACACCAAUCUUUCCGGGAAGAGCUUACUACUUGUUCGAAGGAAAUUCCAGUGACAUCGUGGUCAUCCAAUGGUGCCAAAAGGGUCAAUAUGUCAUAUCAUAAAGUUAACCAAGGAAGUGAAAAUGGAACUAGUGGGACAACGCAUAUAGCUCAACUUGGUGCCGUUCCUGCUUACACUCAAUUAAUUGAAGAAGUCAAGCCGGUGAAGAUGAACAGAUCUAAUAAGUCUGUACCAGUAGCACAGGAUACUUAUUCUGGUAGUCAUGUCGAUGAGGGGAUAAAAGAAGCUGCACAUUCUACUACAUCAUUUACAUGUGCUUCACAUGAUAAUUCUAAGAAACAGUCUUCCAACAAUGGAGGAAAAGCUAAAAAGAGAUCUGAUUCCGUUGAUCUGUUUUUUGAUGCAUGUGAGAUCAGCAAUGGAAGUAAUGGAACACAACAUGUCAAAGUUCCUCAAUCAGAGACUAUAGAAAGCAACUUGAAUAAUCAAAAUGGUGAUGCUCUGAAAUCAAUGCCAAUCAAAUCCCAGGCAUCUAAAAGUAGCUCAUUCGAAGGUGUUGGUGCUGAUUCUCCACCAUACUCAGAUGACAUGGUACACUCUAAUUCAGAGGUAGCUGCUUGUGUAGCUGCUUUAAGAAAGGCGAUGGAAGAGGCUCAAGUAAGAAUGAAGAUUGCGAAAGAACUGAUGAGAAGAAAGAAAGAAGGUUUUCCUGAUCGUGUCAAACGGAGGUCUAACAUUGAAUUGAAAGCCGAGGGAAAAAGAGAGGCUAAAGUUACUUAUAAAACAAUGAAAAUUGAUACAAAAACAACAAUAGGAGAAAUGGAUACUUUUCCAAAUGCUUCUUCUGAGGGAGGGAAGUCAACUAUGAGAAUAGAAAAAGUGAGGCCAGAUCUGGGGGCAAAAGAAACCUGUGGAGCUAAAGAAGCUGUCCGAGAAGCACAGAAGAAAAUGAAAUCAACUGUAGCAAAACAUGAGAAAGAGGUCGAGCAGAAAGAAUCAAAUCAAAAGAGAAAAAUUCUUGAGCUGAAAGAGGCAGAAAAUAACAAGAAAGAGCAUUACGUCAACAAAACAGAUAGGAAUACCGCUGAAAAACCAGAAGAAUCUGAUCAAACAAUAGAAAUGGUCAAGGAAUAUUGGGGGCUGGAGAAUAAUGAAGAGAAGGUCCAUGCAGAUAAUGAAGCAUGUGCAUGUGAAGAACAUGUCCAGGAAAAUGGACAAAGGUGUCAAGAAGUAGUAGAUGAGACAAAACCGAUUCAGGAGGUAUUUGAAAAUGGAUUAAUGGACAAAGGUUUGAAUGUUAACAAACAUGGGGAAGUUGAGAAUAGGAUUACAUCUUUUUAUGAACUGGAAGACGGUGAAAGAAAUCUUGGUGGGCAAUGGUUAAUAACAGGAAAUGGGAAAAAUGUUGCAUGUGAGCAAGAAGAUGACAACAAAUUUGAAGGGUCCUUUGAACCGGAAGAAUGCAAAAUAAACUUGGGAGCUGUUCAGGAACUGGGAGAGGCUGAUAAGAAUAUCACACCAGAGCCAAAAGGAAGUGAGGGUAGAGUUUCCGUGUCUAGUGAGCUGGAAGAAUGUGAAUUGACAGAGAUUGUGGAGCCACUUGACAAUGAGAGUGUGUGCAGUCAACAUGCAACAAAGUUGACAACUAUGAAGGAAGGCACAGAGAACUUUGGGUGUUCAGAGGAUAGAAAUGAAAGGAAUGGUCCUCUGGAUAUCAAUCAAGAGACUGAACAUUCCUGUCAGAGAGAAGCCACUGAUAAUACCCUUAGCAAUGUCUAUGUGCAGGAAAUACUGGAGGAUAUUGUGGACCAUAUUCAUACAGAGGAAGAAAUUUUUGAAAGAAAUACUAAGGAAAGUAAAUUUGAUGGAAAUGGCAUGGUUCUAGAUGCUGAAGCAAGUGAGAAUGGAUUUGAAGGAGCCACUCAACUGAUGUAUGGAAAUACAAGGGAAAGGAUAGAUAACAAAGAGCCAGUUGAAGUUAUCAGAGUGAUUCAACCCGAUCCUUGUUGUGAGGAGGUAAAAGCAGAGGAAGCUGGCAAGACCAUAGAAACCAGUUCAAGCUAUGAGCCAGAUGUAACUGAGAAGUUGAACAAAACUUGGGCAGCUGAUGCAAUUAUUGAAAAUGAGGUUACUCUGGAAGUAAAUCCAGAGGCUCAUUCAUGUGAUGUGCUAGAUGAUGAUAUAUCUGUAGCAAGUAGUGCUUCAUUUCAACAAGAGAGAUAUGAAGAAACAGACCCCGAUCAGGAGACACAUGCUUUCCAUGAGAAACAUGCAGGUGAGACUUCUUCCUUCAUUCGAGUUGCCAUUGAACUCAAUGAAGCAGACAAUCAAAUACAAAAUAUCUUUGAAAGAGAGAACUCUGAAGGUGCUGCUACAAAUAUUGGUGACACUGAUAUAAAGGCUAGGCCAAAUGUAGAUCAGUGCUCAGAAAAGUCAGAAAAUUACUGCAAUCUGGAAAUGCUUGUUGAAGACACAACUCCUGAGUCUGUUGAAAUCUGCAAGGAUACAAAGGAGAUUAAGGUUGCAUUAAAUGAAGAUGUGGAUGAGAAUCCAUGUAACUCCUCUAACGGGGAAAAAUUCUAUGACAAUGAAGACAAUAUAUAUGAAUCCGAGAAACCUAGGACAUCUGAUUGGAAAUCAAGUCCCUUUAAAGAAAAAAAGAAGGUUGAAUCAAGUCACAGCAAUAAAAGGGAGAGUAGUCAAGCAUCCACAAUAGAAGAGAAGGAAGCAAAUGACAACUUGCAUAAGGAAGAGCAAAAAAGGGAACAGCUCAAAAAACUUGAUGAAGCAAAAGAGAGGGAGAAAGAAAGAGGAAAGGAGAAAUUAGCCGUAGAAAGAGCAAUUCGAGAAGCACGGGAAAGGGCAUUUGCUGAUGCCAGAGAAAGGGCAUCUCUAGAGAGAGCUGCUGCUGAAGCACGCCAGAGAAACAUUGCUGAUGGACGAGAAAGGCUAGGAAAAACCACUAGUCAGGCAAAUGAGAAGACCCCCGCUGAGAAGGCUGCUAUGGAGGCAAAACUUAAAGCUGAACGUGCUGCUGUGGAGAGAGCAACUGUAGAAGCACGGGCACGAGCCCUAGAAAGGGCACUCUCUGAGAAAGCUGCCUCUGAUGCAAGAAAUAAAUCUGACAAACCUGUUGCAGGCUUUGGGGCUUCCCGUGAUUAUGGAAUGAAGCAAAACUUCCAUUCAAAAUCUUUCAGCUAUGGUGUUCGUGAUUCUACUGAUGUAUUUGAUGGAGCUAAUGGUGAUUCUGCUCAGAGAUGUAAAGCUAGGUUUGAGAGGCACCAGAGAAUAGGGGAACGUGUGGUAUGGUUCCUGGCACAGGCUCUUGCAGAAAAGAAUAUGCGUGACCGGCUUGUGCAGAAGGAGCAAGAAGAUAGAAAUAGGGUAGCAGAAGUUCUUGAUGCUGAUGUUAAAAGGUGGUCAAGUGGAAAGACAGGAAACUUGAGGGCAUUGCUUUCUACAUUACAAUAUAUUCUUGGGCCCGAUAGUGGUUGGCAACCAAUUCCUUUGACAGAUGUAGUAACCACCCCAGCUGUAAAGAAAGCUUAUCGUAAGGCUACUCUUUUUGUGCAUCCUGACAAGCUGCAGCAGCGGGGAGCAAGUAUUCAACAAAAGUACAUUUGCGAGAAGGUUUUUGAUCUUCUAAAGGAAGCUUGGAACAGAUUUAACAUGGAAGAACGUUAA